GUCAUCAGUUAUUAGCACUAUCAUAUCAGCAAAGAAACUUUCUCCCAUUUCUAUAUUCUGAUGGAGAAUUUUGCUGUUGAAGUUCAAGCUGAAAUGCUGAAGGCCAUUUUUCUACCUUUCAUAUCAACCAGUCAUCUCAUUCCCGUUGUUGACACAGCAAGGCUCUUUGCUAUGCAUGGUGUGGAUGUCACCAUAAUCACCACACCAGCAAACGCCACCAUUUUCCAAACCUCUAUCGACCGCGAUUCGGCUCGCGGUCACUCAAUUCGAACCCGUGUUGUCAAGUUCCCACAAGUUGCUGGUUUGCCAGAAGGAAUGGAGAGCUUCAGCGCUGCCACUCCUCAACACAUAGUCUCCAAAAUCUAUCAGGGACUCUCCCUUCUUCAAGAGCCUUUCCAACAACUGUUCCGUGACCUGAAACCUGAUUUCAUUGUCAGUGACAUGUUCUACCCUUGGACUGUUGAUGCUGCAGCUGAAUUGGGAAUUCCAAGGCUGAUUUGUGUUGGUGGAAGUUACAUUGCUCACUCUGCUCAGAACUCUGUUGAAGUAUUUGCUCCUCAUACCAAGGUGGAUUCGGAUACUGAGAGUUUUUUGCUUCCUGGGUUGCCCCAUGAGUUGAAGAUGACGCGUUUGCAGUUGCCAGAUUGGCUUAGAGCACCAACUGGCUACACUUAUUUGAUGAAGAUGAUGAAAGAAUCAGAGAAGAAGAGCUAUGGAUCAUUGUUCAAUAGCUUUUAUGAGCUUGAGGGAAGUUAUGAGGAGCAUUACAAGACAGCCAUGGGAACCAAGAGUUGGAGUGUGGGGCCAAUUUCUUUAUGGGUGAACCAAGAUGAUUCAGAUAAGGAGGGUAGAGGGCAUGCCAAAGAAGAAGGAAAAGGAAAGGAAGAAGGGUGCCUUACAUGGCUUAAUUCUAAAACAGGGGGCUCUGUUCUCUAUGUGAGUUUUGGGAGCAUGAACAACUUCCCCACCUCCCAGCUAGUUGAAAUAGCUCAUGCCCUUGAAGAUUCUGGUCAUGAUUUCAUUUGGGUGGUUAGGAAAAGUAAAGAAAGUGAAGAUGUAGGUGAUGCUUUCUUAGAGGAAUUUGAGGAGAGAGUGAAAGCAAGCAACAAAGGUUAUCUAAUAUGGGGUUGGGCACCACAACUUCUGAUACUGGAGCAUCCAGCCAUUGGAGCUGUGGUGACUCACUGUGGGUGGAACACCAUUAUGGAAACUGUCAAUGCAGGAUUACCAAUGGCAACUUGGCCUCUUUUUGCUGAGCAAUUUUACAAUGAGAAGUUGUUAGUUGAUGUGCUGAGAAUUGGGGUGGCAGUUGGAUCAAAAGAAUGGAAAAACUGGAAUGAGUUGAGGGAUGAGACAGUGAAGAGGGAGGACAUAGGAAAGGCUAUUGCUUUAUUGAUGGGGGGUGGAGAAGAGUCUUUAGAAAUGAGGAGAAAAGCCAAAGAGCUUGGUGAUGCUGCAAAGAAAGCUAUACAGGUUGGUGGGUCUUCUCACACUAAGUUGAAAGAACUUUUUGAAGAGCUGAAGUCAGUCAAAUUGCAAAAGGUCAAUCACAAAAUAAAAGGGAAGACUUAGAGACAAUUUUAAAUUUAGUAUUUUGAUAUCAUGUUUUCAAUUUGGUAUGAAGUAUGAUUUCACCAGCCUAAUUAUCCGAGUGUUUUUUGUAUUCCUAACAAUUGCUUGUCCUCAAGCAAAUAAACUAUAUUCUAGAUAAAAUGCACACUAAAUAAAUGGGGUGGCUUCAGGAAAAUUGUAAUUUGAGUGAUUUGACAUGUUGUCUACAAUUUGGUAUCAACUACAAUCAUGCUAAUCAUUGGUUUUUAUU
Molecule: messenger RNA, 1822 nt
Organism: Lotus japonicus
Lineage: Eukaryota; Viridiplantae; Streptophyta; Magnoliopsida; Fabales; Fabaceae
Product: soyasapogenol B glucuronide galactosyltransferase-like
Exons: 1
Coding region: 61-1572 (503 amino acids)
Molecular function (GO): UDP-glycosyltransferase activity
Source: RefSeq, a predicted model, not a curated record